GAGAACGACGAGUCGUCGACGAAGACGCGGAAGAAGAAGAAGAGAAGGUAAAGAAAUAAGGGGAGUAAUGCGAGCUUUUCAUUUCUUUUUUAAAUCUACCUUCCUUGGACAAGGUUUUUAACGAUAUGCACGAGCAACUGCAAAUACGAAGCGGUGAGACGCGUGGCGGCGCGCUUCGGGAUGAAGGAGGUGACCGAGGACAGCAGCUGGAAUCUGUACUGGACGGAUCUCAGCGUGAGCGUGGAACGAGCGAAGGACAUGAAGAGGUACCAGAAGGUCAAUCACUUCCCGGGGAUGACGGAGAUAUGCAGGAAGGACCUGCUCGCUCGAAAUUUAAAUCGCAUGCUUAAGCUCUUCCCGAAGGACUACAAUUUCUUUCCGAAGACCUGGUGUUUCCCCGCCGACCACGGAGAAGCCAUAGCCUACGCGAAACUGAGACGCUCGAAAACGUUCAUUGUUAAGCCCGACACGGGCUGUCAGGGACGCGGGAUUUAUCUGACGAGGAACUUGAAAGACAUCAAGCCUACCGAGCGCAUGAUCUGCCAAGUGUACGUGGCCAGGCCAUUUCUGGUGGACGGAUACAAGUUCGACCUCCGAAUUUACGCGCUGAUUACCUCCUGCGAUCCCCUCAGGGUGUACGUGUACAACGAUGGCCUCGUGAGAUUCGCCACGAGUCGUUACAAGGAACCCACGGGACACAACACGUCCAACGUGUUCAUGCACUUGACGAACUACGCCGUCAACAAGCACAGUCGAAUGUACGUGAUCGACGACGAAAUCGGUAGCAAAAGGAAGAUAUCGACCCUGAACAAGUGGCUGAUAAUGAAGAACGUCGACGUGGACGACCUGUGGCACAAGAUCGACGAGAUCAUUAUCAAAACGAUCCUCGCGGCCUAUCCUAUUCUCAAGCACAGCUAUCACACGUGUUUUCCCACCCACGACAAAACGUACGCGUGCUUCGAGUUGCUGGGCUUCGACGUGCUGAUCGACUGGAAACUGAAGCCGUACCUUUUGGAAGUUAAUCACUCGCCGAGCUUUCACACGGACGCGCAAAUCGACAAGGACAUAAAGGAGGGCUUGCUGAUGGACACGUUCGAGAUGCUGAACUUGCAGCAGUGCGACAAGAAGAAGAUCAUCGAGGAGGACAGGAAGAGAGUCAGGGAUCGACUGCUUCAAGGAGUGACCUCAAAGGACGGCAGUUCGAACGACUCCGCCCUUGGUACGACGAAGCUGGACAAACCAGAGGAUUACCUGCACAGACAAUUCAAAUGGGAGGACGAGCACAUGGGCAAUUUCCGUAGAAUCUACCCGUGCGUCGACAGCGAAAAGUACCAGCUGUUCUUCAAGCAGAACAGCGUCUCCGUGUUCCAAGACACGGUGGCGUCGAGGGCACGGGAGGAAGCGUCGAGGAUCCAAAAGGAGGAGAACGAGCAGACGAGAAUCAGGGAACAGGACAGCAAGAAGGUCACGGCUAAGUGGAGCGACUCUAAAUUACACUCCGAGAGUCUAAACGUAGCGAACUCGGCAGCUUCCAGCAAUCAGCAGAGGAACAAGUCUGCGACCGCGACGAAGAAGCGCUUACCUCCUACGAACGUGAAGAACGAAACCUCGUUACCCGCGACGAACACCUUGUACUCGUUCGAGCCGGAGAUCAUCUGCGAAUCGGAGGAAAGGGAGCGCGUGACGGCGCUGGCACAAAGGGAUUUCCUGAUCAAGAGUUACGGGAUGCUGGAGCAGAUCUACAUGGCGAUGAAGAGGAACGGCACUUUGCGAGCCAAUGACGAGAAGAAGUACGGCCUUUACGGGAGGCUCGGUUACGCGGAUAAUGCGAGCAAGAGCGCGAGCCUGUGCAGACACAAGUGCCAUCGUCAUCAAGACGACGUGGAGGCCAGUCACUCGUCGCAGUAUUGCCUGAAAGCAAGUAAAGUGUUUGAUUUCGAAGUGACCUGCAACGAGGCACCCGUUUACGUUCGUCCGAAGAUACCGCGAAAAUUUUGGAUGGACGAGUUGAAUUCGAACGACCAAGCCGGCAGGAUCACCAAGGCUCACGUGGCACGCACCCUGUCCAACAUAGUGCGUCUGCACACCCUCGAACGACGGAGGGAGUUCGAUUUGUCGAAAUUGUAGAGAUUAUGGCACAAUGGACUACUUUGUAAUUCUCUGGAAAUGUCAAAAUUCUAUGUUACGUAACGUAAAGAAAAGGAACGUUCUAGCCUUCUCCAAGCAGUGGCACCAUUUCCAAAACAAAAGAAAACAUUUCGCGCGUCCGAAAUACAUGGACGAUCGAAUUUUGUAUUACGUCUAAUCGAACCCUUUUUUUUUAUCGAUUUUGAUUCGUUGAAUGUUUAUUGUUUCUUAAAGAAAGCCAUUUGGCAAAUUACGUGCUUGCAAGACUCCCGCACUGAUAAAUAAAUAUUUGUUACGUAUUACUGUACUGCGAACAACGCAAAAGAAUAAAAAAAAAAAAAAAAUCGCAAAAAUUCAUAAAACAUAAUUGUAUAAUUUAUUCGAAGUAAAAUUUAGUAUAAACGGAAUAUUUAAAACGAUACAAGAAGAAUAUAUUCCUACGAU
Molecule: messenger RNA, 2571 nt
Organism: Hylaeus volcanicus
Lineage: Eukaryota; Metazoa; Arthropoda; Insecta; Hymenoptera; Colletidae
Product: tubulin polyglutamylase TTLL13-like
Exons: 10
Coding region: 181-2127 (648 amino acids)
Biological process (GO): microtubule cytoskeleton organization; protein polyglutamylation
Cellular component (GO): cilium
Molecular function (GO): tubulin-glutamic acid ligase activity; tubulin binding
Source: RefSeq, a predicted model, not a curated record